AUGUUCAAAGCUGUGUUUGGAAGCAAGAGGGAGGGAGGAGGGAAACGUGGAGACAAAAAGAGUCACAAACAUGCAGGUGGGGAGGCGCGCACCCCCGGUGCCACACAGAAGGGGAGCAGCCAGCGGGCGGCUCUCCUCCACGGCCGUAACGGCGGCCAUGUCGGCACCCCGAGGAGGCCGAAGAGACUGACGAAGGGCGUGUCCAUUUCCUUGCCGUCCUCCCCUCUCCUCCCCCACCAGGCCGACAUGGUGGCGUCCCAGUCGUGCGUCAGAUUUGCAGGACGGCUGAGGAAACCGGAGGAUGUGGACGUCUCUUCUGGAGCGAGGGAACCUCUCGUCUUCGUCUCACGCCGCGGCAGGACGGACCCCAGAGACCUCCACGUGGAGCCCCACCUCAGCUCCUCCCUCUCUUCCCAGGAACUGAUGACCAGACUAUGUUUCUUACUGGGAGACACAACGUCCAGCACUGCUAGCUCUCCUAUGGAGAACCGCAGGGAAAGGAAGUGUGACACCUCCACCCAUGGGGGGAGUCCCAGCUCCACUCUGACCCGCAGCACCGCCUCUCCGUGCUCGGAGAGCCCCACUUCCACCCUGAGUACCGGUGCUGGAGGCCAGUCCUUACCCUUAUCCUCCCCCCGCUGCGGCUCCGGCUCCAGUCCCAGCGGAACCCUCUCCAGCCCGGCCCGAAGCCCUGCCCGCAGUCCAGCACACAGCCCUGCCCCGUGUCCUACUUCUGGACUCAAGCCCACGAGCAGCCCUGGGCCUCCGUCUCAAAGCCCCACCUCCACGUUGGAGAGCAAAGAUAGUGGAAUCAUAGCGACCAACACCAGUUCUUCUGAGAAUGAGGAACGCAGCACAUCCGGCGAGGUUCUGAUCAAGGACGAAGACCCGAGUGGCAGCUCCAGCAUCAUGGGCCUCACAGCCGAGGACCGCCAUCUUGGGCACACCAGAGAAUGUCUGUCGGCCCAACAAGCCGAGGCCAUGCCCAGAACUGAGAUCAUAGAGCUCCGGACUCCGCCGGCGCCGAAAAGACCCCUCCCCCAGCACCACGGUCACACCACAUCCUCCCUCGUGAUGCCCCGCCCAAACUCAGUGGCCGCGACAAGCUCCACUCGACUGGAGGAUCUGGGUUUUUUGGACCACCAGAGGUUUGCUGGGAACCGGGGCUCGGUCCGUAAACACAACACAGCUGGACGCACGAGCGAUGACUCCAAAGGUCCGGGGAGGUUGGCGCCAAUCAAACAGGCCGACAUCAUGCUCAAACCGCUGCUGUUCGAAGUCCCCGGCGUCACGCCCGAGACGCCGUUCGUGGGCCGGGAUUGGCUCUUCACGCGCCUGGAGGAGGUCCUGAGAAAAACCAGCAGCUGCGAGGGGCGCGGUGCUGUAAUCGUUGGCAACGCCGGGUCCGGCAAGACGGCCAUCAUCUGGCGGCUGGUGGCGCUCAGCUGUCAUGGUGUGCGCGCGCCACACGGAGUUCCCAGCAUGCCUCAGAGCCCCGGCUUCUCCCCUAAAUCUGGAGAGAAGCAGGGAAAAGGAGCCUCCAAACAUCCAGCUGAGGUCCAGUCCAACCAGAACUCUACUGCAGCUGCCGGAGAGAGUCCAGCUCUGAGGAAGGAGGCCGCCAGAGGCCUCGCUGCCAAGGUGGUGUCGUACCACUUCUGCCAGGCGGACAACACCUACACCUGCCUGGUUCCAGAGUUUGUGCACAGCGUCGCCGCCCUGCUGGCCAGAGCGCCUCAGCUGGCUGCGUAUCGAGAGCUGCUAAUCCAAGAACCUCACCUGCAGACCACGCUCAGUUUACGCUCCUGCGUUCAGGAUCCCAUCGCCGCCUUCAGAAAGGGAGUCCUGGAACCGCUCGCCUCGUUACGCAAAGACCGACGGCUGCCCGAGGAAGACUACAUCAUACUGGUCGACAGUCUUAAUGAAGCUGAGUUCCACAAACCGGACUAUGGGGACACGAUCGCCACCUUCGUCACCAAAGUCAUCUCCAGAUUUCCUGCAUGGCUGAAGCUGGUGGUCACAGUGAGGACAGGCCUGGUGGAAAUCACCACGCUCCUUCCCUUCUCCGGCAUCUCUCUGGACAUCCUGCCGGACAGCAGCGACCUGGGGGCCGACCUGAGCGACUACAUCCACCACAGGGUCAGUGGCAGCAGCCAGAUCGCCACCAACGUCACCACGCCAACAGGCUCCGCCCCCGACCCUUUGCUUCUCAGCAAGUUCAGCAGCCACCUGUCGAGCCGGAGCCACGGCUCCUUCCUCUACCUGCAGCUGACCCUAGAUCUGUUCCACAAAGGUCACCUGGCUCUGAAAGGAGGGAACUACCUGGUGGUGCCGGUCUCCCUGUCAGAGGUGUACCUGCUGAUGUGCCGUGCGAGCUUUCCGGAGAAGGAGGUCUUUGAGCGAGUUCUCCCGGUGCUAAAUGUAGCUCUGGCUUCUUUGCACCCGCUGACUGACGAACAAAUGUUCAGGGCGCUGAACGCAGGCAGCGUGAAGGGGGAGCUGGAGUGGAGCGACUUCCUGCAGAGUUUAGACGGCCUGGCUGGACUCAUGGUUCGGCGCAGGGACGGCACACGGAUGCUGGGUCACCCCUCCUUCAGGGAGUGGCUGGUCUGGAGAGCCGACGGAGAAAGUACGGACUUCCUGUGUGAGCCGAGGAGCGGCCAUGCCCUGCUGGCCUUCAUGUUCUCAAGGCAGGAGGGGAAGCUGAACCGGCAGCAAACGAUGGAACUGGGUCAUCACAUCCUCAAGGCUCACAUAUUUAAGGGUCUGAGUAAAAAGACCGGUGUGUCCUCCAGCGUUCUUCAGGCCAUGUGGAUCAACUGCAGCACCGACAGUCUGUCCGCCGCACUGGGCUCCCUGAGAAACCUGUACACACCCAACAUCAAGGUGAGUCGUUUGCUGAUGCUCGGCGGGGCGAGUGCAACCUGGUCUACAGAGGUCAUAGGUCACGCCCCCAUCCUGGCGGUCCACGCCCACCUGGGACACCUGGAGAUGGUAGCUCUGUUGUUGGAGAUGUUGGCACCUGUCGACGGGACCACCGGCAGCGGCAUGACGCCUCUGAGUCUGGCAGCUGCCGCGGGACACGUUGACAUCGUCAGCCUGCUGUGCAAGAAGGGGGCGAAGGUGGGUCACGCUGAUAAAAGUGGGCAGUGUGCGCUGGUCCACGCGGCGCUGAAGGGCCACGCCGAGAUCAUCAACAUCCUGUUGGACCAGGACUGGGGAGCAGAAGUCCAAACCGACCCACAGCUGCACCCAGGGAAUGAAGCUGCGACCGGAAAAACAGCCGCAGUGCAGCAGGCGGUCACCGCAGCAGCCAGCUUGGGACACACGCAGGUGGUGAAAAGCUUUCUGGACCUGGAAGAUGAACAGCUGGCGGCGCAGAUGGACGCUCACGACUCCCUCUGGGGAGAAACGGCUCCGGAGGUGCACAACCUGGUGGAGCACGGGGCGGUGCUGGAGAGAGCGGAUAACAACGGAACCAGAGGUUCGGACCGGGCGGCAGGCUGCCAGAACCCGUCUCUGGUGGCUUCGCUUCUUAAGAAAGGAUCCAAGACCGGCUACAGAUCGGCGCCGCACGAUCGAUCAGGUCAUGCUACGUGGGCCAUGGCCUCCUCCAAACCCGACAUCCUCCUCAUCCUGCUGCAGAAGCUCAUGGAGGAGGGGAACCUGCUCUACAAGAAAGGACGUAUGAAGGAGGCGGGCCAGCGGUACCAGUACGCUUUGAGGAAGCUCCCUCGCGAGGUCCAAGGAGAGGAGCUAAAGGGCCUCCGGGACCUGAGAGUGUCCCUCUACCUGAACCUGUCCCGGUGCCGCAGGAAAACCAGCGAUUUUGGCAUCGCCGAGGAGUUCGCAACGAAAGCCCUGGAGCUGAAACCGAGGUCUUAUGAAGCGUUCUACGCCAGGGCUCGAGCCAAGAGGAGCAGCAGGCAGUUUGCCGCGGCGCUGGCAGACCUCCACGAAGCAGCACGACUCUCCCCGUCCAACCGGGAGAUCCGCCGCCUGCUGGUGCGAGUCGAGGAGGAGUGUAAACAUCAUCAGAAGAUGUGCGGCAGCGGCUCCACGCAGGGUUACGACAGGGACCCCCACGCCCACCACCACCAACCUGCGGAGGAGGAAACAGACGUGUUUUCUCAGGGAAGUCUGGAGAGGCAGAUCCCAGCUGAGCUGGUGGACGGAGAGGUGGAGGAGGGUGGGGAGGGGGGCCUGCCCCGAGGGAAGAGUCCAGAUUUUUGGCCCCUGAAUCCGUACGCUCCCAACAGGACCUUCCCUGGAGGAGUGAGCUUUGGUGUGGGAGACCAGUCCCCACUACCUCCAGAGGAAUGUGUCCAGAACCAGCUGUUUGUGGACGAGCUGGUUCACGUCAUGAACAGGCAGAACCAGAGCAGCCGGACUCACAGCUGUCAUUCCCUCCAGUCUGGGAGCAGAGGGGGGGUCCGGCCCGUGUCUCUGUGUGGCCCCUCGAGCCCUCGGCCCAGCAGGCACAUGUCUCUGAGACCGGCGCCUGCGGCGGGCAUCGACAUCGGUCCAGGAUUGGCCAGUGAACACUCCCGACACAGCCCCACUGAGCACUACCACCCCCUGUCCCCCAGCAGCUCGUCCCCGCCCGGACUGCUGCCCAUGUACCAGCCCAGAACCUCCAGCUUCUCCAGAGCCCCCGACAGACUCUGCACCCACACCACGCCCCUGGACAGCCUGGCUCUGGCUCUGGCCUCUGGGAUCGAGCUCCGGCGGGACGGGGGCGGAGGAGGAACGGCAGGUUCGAGGGGCUCCAGCUCCAGUCAGGCCUCCAGCGGGAACCUGUCAGACGGGGGCAAGCAGCCACCAGACGCCCCCUGCCCCAUCAAGAGCAGCGGCAGCUUCAAGGCUAAACCCGACCUGAAGCCUCGGCCCUUCAUGGGCGUCAUGGACAAAGCGGUGCGAGUCCAGGGCCAACAGACCUCGGGCCCGAGUCGACAGAGUCCAGGAGGAGCGGAGAGUUUCAGCAUGUCGGUCAUGGAGUUCCAGGGGCAGAGCGAGUUCAAGCGCGCCUCCUUCCAGGAGCAGCCGAGCAGGGAGUUCGGUUCCCAUCAGCGAGAGAUCCGAGGCUCGUCGUCCUCCCAGCUCCUCUUCCCCGAGGGCCGGCACAGACAGGCGAGCCUCACGAGGGACAACCCGGCUCUGCACGUGGCUCCCAUUAAACCCAAGCGCUCGUUCAUCGAGUCCAACGUGUGAAAGCAGCUCAGAGGUCGUCCUCAACUCGCUCUGACC
Nematolebias whitei (Rio pearlfish) is the source of this 5247-nucleotide messenger RNA. RefSeq names its product protein TANC1. The transcript is spliced from 26 exons. Lineage: Eukaryota; Metazoa; Chordata; Actinopteri; Cyprinodontiformes; Rivulidae. Gene Ontology annotation, molecular function: protein binding. The record is from RefSeq and is a predicted model, not a curated record. Bases 1 to 5211 code for a protein of 1736 amino acids.